AUGUCUAAACGAUUAAAAAUAUUCCUCUUUCCAUUAUACUACCUUAUAUAUCUGGCAAAUUUAGCAGAUUGUGCUGGAGUUAUUUCGCAUCUAACAUUUUUAGCAAGAGCCACUCCAAAGUAUUUUGAAGAAUACUCUCCUUGGUAUAAAGCAGGUGCCUUUUUCCCAGAUGCUCUUUAUUCCUGUAACAACAAUAAGCAAUGGACUGAUUUUGCAGAAGCUAGCCAUUGGCCGCCUUUUUUAUUAAAUGGGAUAAAACUUUGGAAAGCUAAAUAUGGGUAUAAUGAACAAGUUCGAAGUUCACAGGAUUCUAAAAAAUUACAAGCUUUUUUAACCGGUGUCUUGACACAUCAAAUUUCUGACACGUCGUGGCAUUCCUUAGUGGAUAACUAUAGAGACCAUGGCCUAAUCAAAGUUUUAAGUGAACUUGAAUUUCAGGGUAAUAUUGAUAAAGCUCAUAAUUUUGUGGAUUUUUUUGGAGAUUUUGUUGAAUUGAAUAGUGUUAUUCGUAAAAUUGAUCAAGAAAAUUGGGAUCAUUAUACUAAUACAAACUGGUCUUUACCAAAGGAGAAUGAUAUAAUGGAAUUAUUAGAUAUGAACGGACUUUCCCGAAAACAGAUUACAUAUAAUGAAUUAAAAAUGUGUGUAAUUCAACGAGGUUUGGUUGCCUCAAAAAGUGAAAUGUUAACUGUUUCAAACAAAAACCAUUUACCCUUAAAAUUAGCAUAUAAUUCUUGCCCAAGGAUAAGAAAUUUUUUGCAAGAUCAUUGGAUGGGAGGUGGAUUGGAUAUUAUUUCCAUGAUUAGAAAUUGUGUAACCCAAUUUGAAUUAUUAUUCCGUACUGAAUUUAUAGAAGACUCGCAAUUUCUCGAUACGAUACAAUUUUGCCAGAAUUUGCCAACGGUUCAUAAUAAUGAAGCUUCUUCAUUUCAUAUUACAACUGCCUUAAAUAAUAGAAUCCAUAUAUCACCUGAUAACUUAGAACCUUCUAAUUUUGGAGAAAGUUUAUCAUUUGGUGAUUUUGAAAAUGAUAAUAAGCCAUAUUUGGCUAUCAGUGCCCCUUUGCAGGAUUUAACGGGGAAAGUUUACCUUUUACCAUGGGAUCAAGUUCAAAGCCUAUAUAGCAUAAAAUCUAAGCAUAUAUUAAAUAUUAAAAAGACGGAACCUGUUAUGGGGAUGAAGGGGAAAUAUUUGGACAAAAUUUUGUUGGAUUCCAAAACCUUUUUGCUAAUAUCAGAACCAGGUUCUAAUUCAGUUUCAUUCUAUAAUAAUGGUAGAGUUCAUCUUACAAUUACUGAUGAUAGCCCUUUUGUACAUCAAUUAAAAAUUGGUGGAGUAGGUCAUAUAGAUGAUGAUAGAAUACCAGAUUUAGUUUUAAGAUCUGAAUAUUAUGGUGAUAAGGAAACAGGAAAACUGAUCAUUGUACCAUCUAGCAGUUUUAUGGAAUAUAUUGCAAAAAAUGGUCUAAGCAAAGAUGAGAAGGAAAAAAAUCUAAAUUUAGCAGAUUUACAUACUAUAUCAUUAAAUGGAUCACCUUAUUCAUAUCCUUAUCAGCAUUUUGGUUCAGCAGUAGCUAUAACAGAUAGGUAUUUAUACGUUGCAAUUCAAAAUUUAGGAAUUGUAUAUGCCUAUCAGCUAACUGGGUUAUCACAGGAUUCUUUACCCAAAUAUUAUAUUAAGCAACAAAAAAUAUAUUUGAAUAAAAAAGGUUCUUCACGCGUAUUUAAACUUGAAAAUUCAAAAACCCAUAGAAUGUUUGGCAAAGUUAUAAAAUCAUGGGAAUAUAAUGGCCAAGUUUAUAUUGCAGUAUCACAGCAUUUACUUAAUAAAGUUUUCAUUUAUAAAGAAAAUGGGCCUACCCUACAAUUUUUAAUAGAAUUAAAACUUUUUACAUUAUCAGAAACUUUUCCUAUGAGUGUAGAAUUUGGAAAUCAAUUUGAAUAUUGUAAAAGCUCAAAUGUUAUUUAUAUCUCAGCACCUGGCUCUUUUGAUAAUCUAGGUGCAAUUUGGAAAAUAUCAAUGGCUGACUUAAUAAAAGAAAUAGAGGAGAAGCAUUCUAGGUCCAUCAUAAUGAGAUCUCUGAGAUAUUUACAUAUGAUUAAUCCUCAAUAUAAUUCCUCUGGUUAUUCGAAUUUUGGAAAAAGUUUAUUAGUAAAUGAUGAAGGAACUUUAUUUAUCGGUGUUCCAAACUUUAAUUAUGGUCACUUAUAUUCUAAUCAAUUAACUGGAGAGGUAAUUAUUGAUCAAAAAUAG
This is a messenger RNA of Henningerozyma blattae CBS 6284, 2253 nucleotides long. RefSeq lists its product as uncharacterized. The record is from RefSeq and is a predicted model, not a curated record. Lineage: Eukaryota; Fungi; Ascomycota; Saccharomycetes; Saccharomycetales; Saccharomycetaceae. The transcript has a single exon. Gene Ontology annotation, molecular function: GPI anchor phospholipase D activity. Bases 1 to 2253 code for a protein of 750 amino acids. Gene Ontology annotation, cellular component: extracellular matrix.